Salpingoeca rosetta is the source of this 2751-nucleotide messenger RNA. RefSeq lists its product as uncharacterized. Lineage: Eukaryota; Choanoflagellata; Craspedida; Salpingoecidae. The transcript has 4 exons. The record is from RefSeq and is a predicted model, not a curated record. The coding region runs from base 1 to 2751 and encodes 916 amino acids.
AUGCUUUUUGGCGCCAUUCUGACAGUCUAUGUGGAAUGCAAUCGUGUCCAAUCAGCCAAGGACCUGUUGGAUCCAACGACACGGCUGAACGAGGUCACUAUGGAGAUGAAGGAAAAGCUACCCAUCCGUGCGGGAACCGCUGUUCAGGCAACGCAGGUCACUGCAAACAGUCGCGGGUCGGGCGAUGUCAUCGAGGUCGUCAGGAACAUGUCGGUCACAAUGCGCAUUGGCUACUACGUUGUGCACAAGCCAGUCAAUGGCAGCCUCGUCUACAGCACAGCGCGCUGCUUAAACGGCUUUGAGGGAGGCGGUGUUACCUUCGCCAGAAGCAAGACACACUGCGUACAUGUGCAGACGCCAGCAGACACGGACCUGGGCUCUAGCACACCCAUCUACCUGACCACUCCAGCAGCCAACGUCAGUGGCACUCCACCCGACACAAAUGAUGGCGGGUCCUUCUACGUCCCGCUGUUCAGUCAGACCACAGCCAGCCUUGGGUGUGCCAAGCUGCUUCCGCUCAUGAAUACGCAGCUGGUCAACGGCGAAGCACCAAGCGGGCAGAAGGUGAUCGGCUACGAGUUUGGCACGGACGGUGUUGGGAUUGUGGGAGCAGCGCACAGCAGCGAUGACACGCUCAUUGCGCCCUACUUCAAGAAGGUCACCCUCACCUUGCCCAAGGGUAACUACAGCCCGACAGAUAUCACAUCCAUUCUCAAUCGCCAACUCAGCAAGGCGAAUCCUGUUGUCGUGGAGGACCCGGAGCAACCAGGCACCACCAGCCACCACCUCACAUACCCAUAUCACACGAGCCUCCGCACCGUGUACCGAGGCACGAUGCAGUGCUUCACAGAUGAGAUUCCGGCCUCUGUCUCUUCUGUCUAUGGGAUUUCCAGGGACCCAAACAAUGCAGAGGGCAAACCUUUACCAAUCAAGCAUUGGUAUCUUGAGGACACCUUCUCAGCAGGAGGUACACCGUACCCGUACAGCGAUUAUGGUGCCAAGUUUAUUCAGAAGCCCGUUCGACUGGACAAGGACCACAGCUACUUCAUCCCUUGCAUCCUCGGCGGACUAACGCCCGCUUUCUCCUUCGACACGAACAACAGCCGGUUCACCCUCACGGGACUGCACCAGUCCUUUUCCGAGUCGGACUUUGAGGAGAUUGCAUACCCAGACUCCCAGGUGAUAGAGUCAAACGGGGUGGAGAAGACAAACAGAAUCAGCAUUGCUGCACAGGCAGCGCUCGGCGUGGACUACACGCGCGCCAAUGGCGCCUUUGAGAAGCAGGACUACGCCAAGCCAACCCAGGCCGAUGGCACAGAUGCCAUGUGCGUUGUUGGCAUGGUAGACCCGAGCAUGCCAAAGGCAGGUGCCAUCACCCACUGGAAUGGCUGCUUCAUCCUCAGCUGGUAUGAGAACGAGGAGGAACUCGAGUUCUGGAACGUGCUCGGAUUCAGCAACAGCGACGUGGUGGGGAAAGGCCCGCAGCCAAGUUCACACGCCCCUAUCGAUGGCACCUACCACUACUACACAGCAAAGGACCUGUUUGAUCAGUGCAAGCAGGCGCGAACAGACGAACGCAUCGACGAUGCGCUCUUUGCUGGCAGAUACCCCAACACGCUUGGCAAUACCAUCUAUGAGCCGCCAUUCCAGCAGACGUUCUCGCUGCAACGGGCAUUGAGCGAUACGCAUAACACUGCACCCUCGGGUACAAACCCACCAAUUCCCAUGUACCGCGGCGACCCUGACGAUGACCCUUCCAAUUGGUCCACCAUCACCCUCCAGUCCUACGAGCACUUGUUCAACAUGCUUGUGAGCAGCUACUACUGGUGGUUCGCGCCGCCUUUUUUCAAAAAGCAGGGCAGCGCGGAAAAGUUUGAUCCUAUGGCAGCCAACGUACCGAGCGCCACGAACACGCGCUUUGUUGUGAGCACAAAGCAUGAGCCUAUUCGCGCAUCCAGCCUUCCUCGCAAGCUGCAGUUCCCAGACAUGCUACUUGUCUCGGAUUUGCCCAUCUACCCAUCGCAGCGCCACUUUCUCAGCUCUGGGCAGCCAUGCAACGUUCUGGCAACCCUGAGCAAGACCUAUGACACAGGUGAUUACUUCACCAGCAACUCCCCUGGACCGCAGUUUACCAUCAACGAGGAAACAUCCAUGCACACGCAACUGACAUGGUUUGAUGCUGAGCACAUCCAGGCAGCAGAGCUCUUGGAAAAGCUGCAGGAAGAGCGGGGCGGUCAGCUCGAACUGGAAUGGCGCAGUUCUGGCGCCAGAGAAUGUACUGUCACAGUGCAUCUUCGACGUGGAGACGCAGUGCCAAAGCUGCAUCGCAGCGAGCUCCGUGGCAGUGCAACGGGAAUUCAGGGCUGCGUUGAAGUCAAGUGGAACAACCAGACAUACUACUGCGGGCGUGGCACAACGACCACGCUCACGGACAGGGACGACGUUGUGUUUCAGUUUGCUUCCCUACCAAUCCACGACAUUGCACACAAUGCCAUGUCUGCUGUUGUUCUCAUUGCUCAGAACAUGGAGGUGGAGGUGUGUGUGUAUGACUUUGAGCGACAUGCUCCUGAGUCUUUUGUGCUUGCACGUCGUUGCCUUUGCGUGGCUGCCCUCUUCCGUACACCGCGUCGGUUCAUGGGGGAUGCUGUGCAUCCACUUGACAACGACGACGAGUGGACAGAUGAUGAUGAUGAUGAUGAUGAUGAUGAUGACAUGCAGAUCACUCGCCAAUCCAGCAUAGUCGAUUCAUGA